CUUUAUUUAUAAUACAGAAGAUUAGGCCUACAGGAACAAAGAAGUUUUAUGGGGAAACGAUUUGAAAAUGUGUUUAUGAACCAUUCUUUGGAAUAUCCUGCAUAACCAGGUUAAUACUUAUUGACAACUGAAAUAAACUUCGGAAUAUUAUACAUCUGGCUAUCGAAGGACAGCAACUCGUAAGUUAUUAUUAGACAAGAACUGAAGAAAUUACCGAAGUACCGGUAAACCGAGGAAAAUCACAGAGUGAGGUGACGCAAUAAUGUAUCAACAUUUUUACUCACAAACUUAAGUUUGUUCUUUUUUGUGGUUAAGAUGGAGACUUGAAGAAAGUGAUUUAUGCGGUUUUGCUGGAGUUAAUUAUGUUUAACAUUACAUGUGCGAAAAGAUCGAACUCGAAGUAACGACAAAAUAUGACGGAGUCUUAACGAUAGGCAGCUUGACACUAGGCUUGGUGUAAAUCGAGUGUCAAUCUUCAUAAUUUUGCGUCAUCAGUAUAUAAGUUAUACCGACGGUCGAAAAAAAACGCUGCAUUUUGCAACUGUAACCAUAAUAGUAUCGAGUAAGAAUUAUGACAUCUUUAAUUCAGACGUAAGCAUAAAUGCUUAUUCUCCCAGUGCAGUCAGCAAUUUGUGAUUAACUAGUACCCAGUAGUAGUACUAAGCAAAUAUUAACAUCAUUAUUAGUAUUAAUUACAUUAACAGUGCAUACACAGUCUUGAUUUUAUAAGUGGGCCUAUGUUUAAAAUUAAGUGCUAAACAUUGCUAGUAAGGCAUGUGUGUGUGUGUGUGUGUGUGUGUGUGAUGAUUUAUAUUAAAUUAUAAUGAGCAGGAUAUGAGAAAUUACAAAUUCUUUGGUUUGGAAGUUUCACUUGCAGGAAUUUAACUUUAAGAUAUCUGAUAUUACUAGCUACAGAUAUUUGAUAUGGUAUAGUGUGAAAUACUUUUAGUAUUGUUCACAUAAGGCUAGCUUCUUAUAACAACUAGUUUUUUAAAAGCAGUAAAAUUGGGGACUGAGAUUCUGUUGUGUUAUUUAUUUAUAAUUUUCAGUUAGAUAUACUGCUAAUUACUAAAUGAGCAUGUAAAGAUAUGUAACAUUAGAAAUUUUACAUAACAUUAACAUUUUUCAAGAAACCUGUUUCACAUUCAUCAAAGUAAAAUGAUUGGAUACAAGAAGAUUGUGAAUUCAGAGCUUGUACAGCUGGCACUGGUUGUCAGCCUUCUUCGGUUAAAUCCAGAGUCAUAUUUGCACUUGAUGAACACUGGACCAGAAGUGCAUGAAAUUUUUCUUGGACAAAGCUCUGCAUACACCCAGUCUCAUUUCCACAACUUGAAUAAUGGUAUGUUUGGAUAUAUUCAUCCAAAAACACUGGACGUCAAUAGCAUUGAUACAGCCUCGGUAUUAAUGGAUCUGAAUGCACUUGGUAGAUAUUGUAGGUUUCAAGAUUUUCAUAAUGUUGUAAUUACGUAUAUAGCAAAUACAGAGAAUCUUGAACCUGGAAAUUUGCAGCCAUCAACUACUUCAAGCAAUUCUAAUGCAAUUCAUGGUGAAAAUAUGGGUGUUAUAAUAUCUGAAUCACAGGAUGUGAUUGAGAUAACUAGAAAUAGGCCUGUUACAGAUGUGGAUCCAGUUGCUGAACCGCAGUCAAAUGCUUUACUUAGUGUUGAUGCAACAGCAAAUCAAGUUGGAUUAGAAUUAUCUGGAGGAGAGUUAACAGCAGAGGAUAUGGAUCUCAUUGAGGUUCUUUGGAAACAAGACAUUGAUCUUGGGGUAAGCCGGGAUGUCUUUGAUGGAACAAAAGACAAAGAAACGAAUACUGAUGACUCAUUGCCUUCUUUAUAUAACCCUUGGGAAGGAAUUACAUAUAGUAUUGAUUCUGAAACUGGUGAACAUAUAAUUCCUACCUCACAGCCACAAAAUGAAAGUAUUGGUCAGGAGGUAGAUGAACCUGAACAUUUUACCCUUGAAGAAGAUGCUUUCCAACAAAUUGCAGAGGAACUUAAUAGACUACCUGUAGAAGAAGCAUUAAGAUUGUUUGACAAUGGAGCACUUAACCACACUGAUCAAGAUGAUAGUCAUGAGAUCUCAAGCUCAUUUCCUGAUAUUUUGUCAGAAGAUCAGGAAAACUUGAUCCAGGAGUUGAAGCAGUUUGAUGAUUUACUUUAUAAAACCUGUGGAAAUAAUGAAGAUAAUGCAGAGACAGGCAUAUAUCCAAACAUGGAGAACUGCUGGCAGGACUUUACAUCUACCUUUCCGUUUAUACCCAUCACUACUGAAGACUUAGGUCCAACAUCAUCACUGGAUACUAAAAACUAUUACUCUGAAAGUAAUUCCAGUUUGGUUGAAAUGUCAUUUGACACUCAAGAAAACAUUAACAACCAAUACUCAGGGGUGCUGCUUCAUAAUGCUUCGUUGGGUCCACCAACACCUGACCUAACAAAUUUUACUUACCCUGCUUAUUCUCGUAGACUUCAAGGUGACACAUCUGAUGUUGGGUCAGCAGUAGCAACUUCUAUGUCUACUUUGACUAAUAGCACAGAUCCCAUGAGUGAUGGAAUGAUUGGUGUGAUGUAUGAACACGAUUUUCCAGGAUUCAUGUACCCAAAUAAUGCUAGUAUGUCUACCACAACGAACCAAACAGAGUUAUUCUUAACAGAUUUGUUGGCUGAUGAAGAUUUGGAACCCAUGGAGAAGUCUGCCUCUACUGAAACAACUAGAUAUUCUACACACAUGGAUGCAGAAGAGAAAAAAGUUGAUACUAGUAGUGAUUCAGCUGUUUCAUCGAUGGGCUCUGAUUCUGUACCUUCUACAUCUGAUGUAGAAUGGCUAGAUUCCUGUUCAGAAACAUCCUCUCACCAUGAUGAUCAGGAGAUUUCCUUCAAUGUGGAAUUAAACCAUUCACUAGCUCUGUCAUCAGAGUUAAACAGAGGAGUGGAUUCUGCAGAUUUGUCUGGAGUUAACCAUCCACUUGUGGCACAAAAAAAAUAUAAAUUUUUUGGUCGUCGGUUGCAAAACUUUGAAAAUCAGGGUUCUGGAAAUAGUAUUGAAGACCUUCACCAAGCAGAACAGACAUUCAAACGCCAAGAGUACCUUAAAGUAAAUGAUCAAGAUGAUAAUUCUACAAAUAAUCCAUAUCCUUAUACUUCAACAGAUGAAGUAAAACACUUAGGACAUGAACUUGAAAUAUGUUCUGCAAGUAGUUCAGGAAACACUCUUGAAGACAGUUUUCCCAGUUCUGCCCAUCACAAUCAUACCUAUCAUUUACCAAUGGAUGGGAGCAACUGCUCACAAAAGCCUAUUAUGAGGGACAAACUUAAGGCUCACCUUGAAGAGCAGGAUCAAAGAAAAAGAGAUGAAAGCAAUGCAAGAGCCCUAAAACUGCCCAUUUCUGUGGAUGAAAUUAUAAACCUUCCUAUAGAUGAUUUUAAUAAAAAGAUUUCAAAGUAUGAACUAAAUGAAUCACAGUUUACAUUGAUUAGAGAUAUUCGUAGAAGAGGAAAAAACAAAGUAGCUGCUCGGAAUUGUCGAAAAAGAAAGCUGGACCAGAUUAUGGAUCUUCAGCAAGAACUGAAUAUGCUGUGUGAUGAAAAAACUGAACUAAAGGCAGAAAGGCAAAGAAUGUUGAAUUUUCGUCAACAAGCUCAAGACAAGUACACCCAAUUUUAUGACUAUAUUAUGAAGGGGUCAUCCACUCCACCAGCUCCUCAUGGACCCCCAGAUUUUGCCUCAACUUCCAGCCAGGAAUGUGGAUCAUUUCCCAUCUCUGGAAAUAGUACGCGAGAAGGUGAUUCAUCACCUGAAGACAGUAAAGGAGCUCGAAUGAAGCGCAAAGCUAAUAAAAAGUGAUAUGUUUUAAUAAAAUGAUGUAACAAAAUAACAUUAGCAUGAAAGUUAACAUCUACGUGGUGUUGGUUGUGAUAUAAUCACAUUUUCCAGUUACUUCAGAUUCAAAAUGUAAGGAUAGUUUUGUAUUCAGAGAAAACCUGUCUUUUUAUUAUUAUUAUCAUUGUUAGCAAGGCAACAUUAAUGGCAGUUGAAAUUGGUCUUAACCUGCUGAGUUCAAAAUAACAUUAAAACUAAGAUAUAAAGUAUUUAAGAAAGCAAACAUGAAGAUAACAUUGGCAUUGGUCAAAAACUUCAAUCAAUUCAUUCACUUUUUUUAAGUAGAUAUAGUUAUCUAUUAAGCACCGUUAGUAUUCUAUUGGAUAUUACUGCAAUAUAUAUAUAUAUAUAGUGAAUUGUGUUACAGUACUUACAGAAGGGGCAAAUAUCAUACUUCCAUAUAUUUAGAAACAAUCUUUUAGCUACAUUUGAAUAGAAAAAUAUACAUAAAAAAAGGUUUUAGGAUGUGUGGUUACUUCAGCUCUGUUGCAUAAUUAAAGUUAUCAGAUAUCAAACAGAUUAGUUUUAUCAAUCUUUUCUAUUCAUUUUUUCCACCUUUCUCUGCAUAUUAAUAUUGUAAGAGCACAUUGGUACUACAUUGUCUUGUACUAUUUUUUUAUUUCUUAAAGAACGAUCCAAUAUCAACCUUGAUUUUCAAAUGUGCACUUCAAUUUACAGACAACCAUGAGUACCUGUAUUAUUUGUUUUGUCAUUUGUAUUAUUUUGUUAACUGCAAAUCACAUUGUUUUAACAGAAAGAUAUGUUAAGAGAUUGAUUGCCUCUGAUGCAAGGUUUUGUAACUGGGAUUCUUUACUGUGUUAUCUGAUAUUGACAUAAACAUCAUGAACUGCUUCACUGCCAAUAAAAGAUGCUAUUUGUGAAUAUUUUAUUUUUAAACAUUUUGGUAAGUGCUUGUGAAGAAUUUUACACAUUAAACCUUGCUGCAAAGUUGAGGUUUUACUCAGACUUUGCAGUUACUUAGUUUAGGCUAAUCAAGUUCUUUUUGUUUUCGAUAUAUGCUAUGUGACAGAAAGUCUAGGGCAAUGUGAAAACACAACAUUUUGUGUAUGAGAAUCCAUUGUUUCAGAUUUUAGUGCUUCGAUAUAUUUAUAAAAAAAGGAAAAAUAAAAUUACUGUGUGUGUGUUUACAUCUAUGAAAUACAUUAUUAUACACACACACACAUCAUCAACUUAUAAACUGUGGAUGUAAUAAUGUGAAAACAAUAUUUUAUGCAUGAGAAUUAGUUAUUUCAAUUUCAUUAUAAAAAGAAAAAAGAAAAUUCUUGUGUGUGUGUGUAUGUACAUGCACAUACAUAUGCCUCAGUUUACUAAGCUAGCUGUAAUAAGGUCAGGCAAAGCUUCACUAGUUUCAGUACUUAUCAUACAAAUAUUUACUAAAUGUCAAUUUUAAGAGUUAUAAAUGAGCUUAAACCAUUAAGAAAUGAAUACUCGUUUUUUUGUUAAAUCUGUUUUCUAAUGGAAUGGACAAAUGUACUUAAGAUGAUAGGUGAAAUUUGAAUAUGUAUGUGUAUAUAUAUAUAUAUAUAUAAAUUAAAAUAGAACUAGGAAAAAAAGGUUAAAGGAAUGUUCAAAAAGUUAGGAUAACUCAGUGAAGACUGAAUAGAAGUUUAGAACUUCUGUCAUGGUUAUGAUUUUAGUUACCUUUCUUCAGUAACAAGUUAUUUAUAGAAAUAAAUUCAAAUUGAAAUGCUUUUAUUAAUAACUUAACCAUAGGGUAUUCUCAAUUUAACCGUUUUAAAACAAAAAAUACAUGCAUGUGGAUGCUAUCUCUGUUCACCUUGCAGUUUUUUCUUUUUUCCAAUUAUGCUAUUAAAAUAAACUUGUUGCAUUUAUUAGACCACACGAAAUAUAAUUUUCUAGAAUUUUGCUUUUCUUGAAAGAAAGUAUGAUAUUCAGAAUAAAAAAAGGUUAAUUUGUUG
This is a messenger RNA of Limulus polyphemus (Atlantic horseshoe crab), 5822 nucleotides long. RefSeq names its product nuclear factor erythroid 2-related factor 1-like. Bases 1159 to 3846 code for a protein of 895 amino acids. The record is from RefSeq and is a predicted model, not a curated record. Gene Ontology annotation, molecular function: RNA polymerase II cis-regulatory region sequence-specific DNA binding; DNA-binding transcription factor activity, RNA polymerase II-specific. NCBI's taxonomy places the organism in Eukaryota, Metazoa, Arthropoda, Merostomata, Xiphosura, Limulidae. Gene Ontology annotation, cellular component: nucleus. Gene Ontology annotation, biological process: regulation of transcription by RNA polymerase II. The transcript is spliced from 10 exons.